Aplysia californica (California sea hare) is the source of this 6872-nucleotide messenger RNA. Its product is annotated as metabotropic glutamate receptor 5-like. The coding region runs from base 960 to 6848 and encodes 1962 amino acids. Gene Ontology annotation, molecular function: adenylate cyclase inhibiting G protein-coupled glutamate receptor activity; G protein-coupled receptor activity involved in regulation of postsynaptic membrane potential. The record is from RefSeq and is a predicted model, not a curated record. NCBI's taxonomy places the organism in Eukaryota, Metazoa, Mollusca, Gastropoda, Aplysiida, Aplysiidae. The transcript has 18 exons. Gene Ontology annotation, biological process: regulation of synaptic transmission, glutamatergic; G protein-coupled glutamate receptor signaling pathway. Gene Ontology annotation, cellular component: postsynaptic density membrane.
AAAACAGUGUUACCUAACCCAACAGGCGUGAGAGUACAGCUUUGUGCAGCAAAAACACAAGUGGAUACUGUCGAAUUUAACUGUCUAGCUCUUUCAGGUGAAAGUGUUCAACCUACACAAGAGACAUAUACUUGCAAGCUAGUUCAUCCUACCCAAGAAACAGACAUUCUGGUUGGUAACAUAACAACGAAAAUUCCCGGACAUUUCGUUCACUACGCGCGACCUCGUUACUCCCAACCUUUGGUGCACACUCCUAGACACUCCACAGCCUUUACAGUAGAACCGAUGCUGCGAAAUGCUUGGUCAUCCUUUAGAAUCUUGUUGUUAACAAAACAUACAUGAGGCGACCGUCAUCAAGAGCAAGUGCCAGAUCUGUGCCAGAUAUCGCUGAUCAUGUUUCUCCUUUCAUUCCUUUGGCCAGAUGCUCUCAAACAGCUGUACUAACCUAGUCGUGUAAAGUUACCCACCUGUUUAGGCUAACAAGUAAUUCGAUUUGGGUUUAUCCGUGCCUCGUUUGCCGUCUAUUCUACCACUGAGAGCUAGAUGUUCAAGGCCCGUAUGUCUAUUCAAGUGCCACAUCAUCUUAAAAUAUGCGCCUUGCUCACUAUUUAUUUCCCAUAUCUUGAGUCAGUACAAGGUACAAUGGACAGUGGUCAGUGAUGAUAUGCCUAACAGGAAGGUGAAUGCUUUUUGUAUAUCAAUGGUCGCAAUAGUCUGUUGUGGAGGACAGUGGUCACUAUAGAUUGCCAAUGGUUGCUAUAGGUUAUCAAUGGUUGGUAUAGAUUGCCAAUGGUCGCUAUAAGUUAUCAAUGGUUGGUAUAGAUUGCCAAUGGUCGCUAUAGGUUAUCAAUGGUUGGUAUAGAUGGUCAAUGGUCGCUAUAGGUUAUCAAUGGUUGGUAUAGAUUGUCAAUGGUUGCUAUAGGCUAUUGUGUCUUCACACCACCGCGAGUCGGAUCACAAUGAAAAGCAGACACAAAGUGUUGCUAACUUGCUGCUUUUGCCUCUCAUUAAUUUUGCACUGUGUUUUUGCGACCAAAGAUACGUCACUACCAAAGAGCCACAGAGGACGAGAGUUCUUGGGCUGGUCCGAGCGCCCCCCACACACAUUUCACGGCGUGCUUUUGAGUGACACUUCCCAAGGUUCAAUUUCUUUACGAAAUGAGAAAGAAUACGCCAACAAGCGGUACGUCUAUGACCCUUUAAUUAAGCAAUCAUCUGUGUCUGGAACAUCAGGGGCAAACAAUGUGCCUGGCGAUCUCUCAAACGAUGCACCCGGCGAUACCUCAAACGAUACGCCUGACGAUACCUCAAACGUUCAUGAAUUUCGUUCUUCUGUCCUUGGGCAUGGAGUGAAUGUCAUAAAUACGGAGGCCAGGGCCACAAAGACACAAUCAGAGCAUGUCCAAACUAGACACCCUGAGACAACAACUGAUGAUUCAUUCUUCUAUAAGUAUCACCGAGACGUAGCCGCAGUCGAAAUAAAAAAGGUUUCAGAAUCGCCAUCUUCAUAUGUCGACGGGGCAGUUGAAGAGGCUCCUGUUUCCCCAAAUAGUCCGGGUGACCAUGACACGGUGUUUCGUUUUACACGUCACGACUUCUCACAGCCUACACACUUUCCUCGUGGCGUGCUAGCGGGGAGUUCUCAAGACAAAAAGAGGGGCUCCUUACGUCGGCUAAAAAGACAAACUAAAGAGAAGACUGUAGCUAGACUUUCAGCAGACAGUUUCGACUCAGCCUUACAACCGGAUGAAGUAAGUAAUUACUCCGAGCCCCGGACACCGUUGCACAGUGCACCUCUACCGAGAGACCACGCGUCAUCCACUGCUCAUGUUCUGGGGUCGACUAAGCCCACAGGCGCCGAUUCUCCUUUGAAUAGUAGCUUUCCUCAAGGUCAUGAAUUCAGGAAACCCGUUGAAGUUCAGGAUACAUCUCAACAUGACAUGUCCAGUACGGGCUCUCCUGGCAACAGCAAAAACAUCCGGGCUCGGAAGGAGGGAGAUAUGAUCAUCGGCGCUCUGUUCCCUCUACACGAGGCACCCAAUCACGUGACCGCCUACACCAGGCAGUGUGGCCAAAUCCGAGAGUAUUAUGGGAUACAGAGAGUUGAGGCCUUUCUCAUGACCGUAGACAAGAUCAACAACGAUUCCUCCAUCUUACCUCACAUCAAACUAGGUUGGGACAUCAGAGAUUCCUGCUGGUACUCUGCCAUCGCGCUAGAGAAUAGUAUUGACUUCAUCAAGGACGCCAUUGCCAGUCAGAGCAACAGCAACAGCAACAGCAACAACCACAACAUCAACCUCAACAGCAAUAGCAACAGCAAUAGCGACAGAAACAGCCGUGGAGAUACCAGGGCGGACGUAUCGGACACUAACUCCAACAACAGCUUUGUACAAUCGACCUCGGCGACCGUUUCACUUAAGCCUGCUCAGUCUACUCCCAACAGCUUGUCUUCUAGCCCGGCCUCUGGGGGUCACUCACAACUAGUUCACUCACCAGUGGAUCACACACCACUGACCGUCAGCUCAACAACACCGAUAUGCAGAGACGUCAAACACUUGAAGCCUAUCGCCGGACUGGUCGGCCCUGGCUCAAGUGAAGCCACAAUACAGGUGCAGAAUUUGCUGCAGAUUUUCAACAUCCCCCAGAUCGGGUACUCGGCCACCAGCAUGGACCUGAGUGACAAAAGCCACUAUAAAUAUUUCCUCCGUGUCGUUCCCCCGGACCGCUACCAGGCACAGGCCAUGGUGGACCUUGUCGUCCACUUCAACUGGACCUACAUCUCUGUCGUGCACUCUGACGGUAAUUACGGGAUCAAAGGUAGCGAAAAGUUCAAAGACCUUGUAAAGGAACGAGGUGUGUGCAUCGCUACAACAGACACGGUCGCGAGCUCGGCAGACGAUGCAGCAUUUGAUGACGUGCUCAGCAAUCUUUUAGAGCACCCAAAUGCCACCGUGGUCGUCUGCUUCUGUGAGGGGAAGACUGUCAUGAAGCUGUUCUUAGCCACGACGAGAAAGUCAAUGACAGGCAGAUUUCUCAUUGUCGGGAGUGACGGUUGGGGUAACCGCCGUGACGUCGUGGAGGGACAGGAGAAUGCCGCUAUCGGCGCCAUUUCGUUCAAGCUCUACUCCCCGCCCCUGCCCGACUUCAAGGCUCACUACGACAACCUCCGGCCCUUCGGCUCCCCGCACAAUCCCUGGCUCAACAGUUUCUGGGAGCAGCGGUUCCAGUGUUCCCUGAACAAGACAAGUCUUAGGGGAUACAGAAGGUCGUGUGUCGGUGAGUGCUGCCAGUGUCGGUGUCGGUGUCGGUGUCGGUUAUUAGCCAAACCAAAAUUCGUUAUUACAACUUUAUAUGCCACCCCAGGGAACGAGAGCCUGUCCGGGUCUAUCGUGGACUCCAAGCUGGGCUUUGUCGUGAACGCCGUGACGACUAUGGCGCGAGCCCUGCACAACAUGCACGCGCACGUCUGCCCGGGCUUCCAGGGGCUGUGCCCGGCCAUGGAGCCCAUCAACGGGAGCGUCUUCCUGCAGUACCUGCUCAACGUCAGCUUCCGGGGCUACAGCGGCGAGAUGGUUCACUUUGACAGCAAGGGGGAUCCGCCGGGGCGGUAUGAAAUCCUCAACUACCAGCCCCGGCAGACCGCGGACGGAAACACCACUUACGAAUACGUCACUAUCGGCCACUGGAUGACCGGAAGCCUGCGCCUGAACCGACAUCCGGUGUACUGGCCUCGGGGUCGGCGGGACAGCGGGGGGUACGGAGGUCACAUCCGGUCAGUGUGCAGCGAACCUUGCAGGUGGGGACAGGCGAAGAAGGUGAAGGGCGCCGCCUGCUGCUGGAUCUGUACCACGUGUCUGGAGAACGAGGUCCUGGUGGACAACAGCACAGAUUGUCGCCCUUGUGACCGGGGCAUGUGGCCGGACUUCAACAAAACAGAUUGUGAGGCCAUUCCAAUCGACUUCAUCAGCUGGAUGGACACUGGGGCUGUUAUUUGCAUAAGUCUGGCGGUCCUCGGGACUUGUGUAACAGGAUGGAUUUGCGCCAUUUUCGUGCGCCACAACGACACCCCUGUGGUGAAGGCGUCCACGAGAGAGCUGAGCUACAUCAUCUUGGCCGGCAUCAGCCUCGCCUUCAGCAGCAACUUCUUUAUCCUAGCCAAACCCGCCACGGGAUUCUGCUACCUCACAAGAAUUCUCCCAGGGUUGAGUUUUUCCCUGAUGUACGGAGCUCUGGUCACCCGCACCAACAGGAUCGCCCGCAUUCUGGAGGGCAGCAAGCGAAUCAUGACCAAGAAACCGCGGUUUAUGAGCGCCAGCGCCCAGGUCGUUAUCACUUCAAUUAUCAUCGCCAUAGAGUGUGCAGUGAUCAUCGGUAUGCUGGUCUACCAGCCGGCCGACUCCAUGUUGGACUACCCAGCGGUCAGACAGGUCCGGCUCAUCUGUAACACCUCUACUCUGGGCAUUGUGGUGCCGCUGGGCUUUGACCUGGUCCUUAUUCUUCUGUGCACUAUCUACGCAGUCAAGACACGGAAUUUGCCAGAAAACUUCAACGAGGCCAAGUUUAUCGGGUUCACCAUGUACUCUACGUGUGUCAUCUGGAUGGGGUUUUUCCCGAUUUACUUCGCGGGAGAGAACAAAGAAAUCACGCUGAGCAUCUCCAUCUCCCUCAGUGCCGCCAUAGCUUUGCUGCUGCUCUUCCUUCCCAAGGUGUACAUUAUUGUGAGAGUUCCAGAGAAGAACACAAGAGGAACCUUCACCACGUCACGUGAUGUACGAUGUCACAUUGGCUCCAAGUCAAUGGCGUCAGGAGAAAGUAUGGACAUCAAGGAGAGCAGUACCUUGGACAGCCUGUGUGUUCAAGACAAGUCUCACAGCAAACAAUGGAGGCAAAAGUCGCUGGAUGAGAAAAGGCUCAGAUUCGUGAUGCAGCGGGGCGGGGGCGGAGGUGGAGGCCCGGACUCGGACUACAUCAACCACGGCGUUCUGCCCAAACCUCCCGGAACGUCCCUCGUCAAGCGUGGCGGUCAGGACUACAGCAACGUCAAAGACAGACGGAAAGAGAGCGCCAGGACAGAGACCGCAGCUGUCAGCGCCGUAGACAGAGACAGAGAUUCGAACCUCCUACCACCUGCGCCAGUCCCGGUCACGUGCGUCCUGCCGGGCCCGCAGGGUACUCGCCACAAUCUCGCCAAGGAGUUCCCCGCGGGUCGGAGACAGACCCUGCACCGGCCUGGAUCGCCGGCCGAGAGAGAAAAGCACCGGAUACACAACGUGAGCUUGCGUGACGUCACCGAACUAGACCGAUUGUUCUACCUCGGCCCGGCCUUGCCCCCCGUACCCCCCGUGCCCUCUGUGACCCCUGUGACCUCUCUGACCUCUGUGCCUACUCCCUCAGUCGGAUUCACAAAACUAGCGAGAAUGUCCGGAGAGUUCGGGAGAAUGGGAGAAAGUUUUGAGUUCCGCAAGUCGCUGUCUUCCAACUGCGUGUCUUGUCUGUGUGUGACCACCAGAAGUGUGGAGUGUCAGACAGGCGCAGACCUCACCCACUCCCUGGUUCCGGAACUGCGCAGGAGGAAGACGUCGCGAAACAAAAAGAAACUACAGCGCUCAGAGGCUCUGGAUGCGCACUCUAGCAAGGAGCCCCAGGUCUUAGGAUAUUGCGGCCCCAGUAGACCAAAACGGUGUGAAGAUGGCAUAUCUUUGUCCGAGUGUGGCGUCCACUCAUUACAUGAGCCCUCAGAGACAUCCCGGCUCGUGGACCCCCAGUUGCACGAGAGACCCUCCUCAAAUCUCAGACCGUCCACCACCCAUUUCGACCAAGACUUUCUGGAACAGAAUCUAGGUCAGGACAACACUAAAUGCCCACACAAAAAGUUUCUCUCGUUCACAGAUAUUUCUUACGAGAGCCCCACCGAUUUCCCCCACCACCAUCACCACCACGAGUGCCAACAUUGUUACCCUUACCAAACUAACCUGUUGGAUUCCCGCCACAGCUCAGACUGCGCCCGCUGCUUUAACCAACGACAGAACUGUCUCUGCGGGUCUGCCUCGGCCCUCCUUCCCCGCCACGCGCACGAAAGAACAUCCUUCUCUCACAGUUCAGAAUUUCCAAGGGCUUCCUACGAUCUUUCAGAAUGGAAUCUACAGGAAGGAAAGGAAGGUACGCAACUCUCUCCUGACGGGCACGCUUCCUCCUGCAGUUACGUGCACUCACAGGGCCACCGGCAUGAGAGUCACGUGACAGACUUUCCGAAAACGGGAGUUUCGCCAUCUUGCUGUGUUCUUAGCAGCCCCUCAGACAGUGAGCGCUGCAGUUUUCUCAACCCUCAACAUCAUCAUCAUCGCCAUCAUCACCUUCAGCAUGAGCAUGUGACGCAUCCGUGUGACAGUCGCCGUACGUCCGUACUUCACGGCCACAGUCCAGCCCGCUCACCAGCGCCGGCGAUCUACUUAGACCAGGAGAGCAGCAGCCCCGGCACUCUGAGCACGGCGACCUCAUCAUCGUCCUUCACCUUGCCACCGUUCACAAGCACAACAGAUAGUGACACCAGCGAGGCAAACGCCGUGAAAUCUAACAGAGAGUACCCACUGAACGCCACGUCCAAACAGAAACCUGUAGUCGUGGACUUGGCAGACGAGCAGCAACACGACCCGGAAGACGUCACGCACAGCGAGUGGACACCGCUAAGGGAGGAAACUGGACACAGUAGUCCAGAGCACAGUUAUGAGCAGUUGCUCCCCUUAGACUUUUCUGACAAAGAACGUGCCGAUAUUCUCGAGUUACAAAAAUAUCUUCAGAGUCAUGGCGUUAAUCUUGAUAUCUCAAAUGUACAGACUAGUGAUUUAUAGCUUACGAUAAUAUCUGUAGUUAAG